This is a messenger RNA of Austrofundulus limnaeus, 1168 nucleotides long. Its product is annotated as tenascin-R. The record is from RefSeq and is a predicted model, not a curated record. Lineage: Eukaryota; Metazoa; Chordata; Actinopteri; Cyprinodontiformes; Rivulidae. Bases 1 to 738 code for a protein of 245 amino acids. The transcript is spliced from 6 exons. Gene Ontology annotation, molecular function: protein binding.
AUGACCGCCCCCUCUCCUCUGAAUCCUGAAGGUUUCAAAGCUUCAGACCAAAAUGAGAGCAGCAUCACUCUGCAGUGGAAUAAAGUCAACAACAACGUCAGCUUUGUUCUGCAGUUUAACAACUCGGACACAAACAUCAGUUCACCAGAUGGAGCCGAAGCAGUAACUCACACAGUCUCACGUCUCACUGCUGGGACCAAAUAUACCUUCACUCUCUUCUCUGUGUUUGAGGACGUCAGGAGCAGUGGAGUCAGCCUCACUGCUGUCACUGCUCCUCUGAAUCCUGAAGGUUUCAAAGCUUCAGACCAAAAUGAGAGCAGCAUCACUCUGCAGUGGAAUGAAGUGAACAACAACGUCAGCUUUGUUCUGCAGUUUAACAACUCAGACACAAACAUCAGUUCACCAGAUGGAGCCGAAGCAGUAACUCACACAGUCUCACGUCUCACUGCUGGGACCAAAUAUACCUUCUCUCUCUUCUCUGUGUUUGAGGACGUCAGGAGCAGUGGAGUCAGCCUCACUGCAGUUACAGGACCAUACUAUGUUUUAGUUAUGAACCAACAAUUCAAGUCUUUGACCAAACUGUCAGAAACGGACAUAAAAGACACAAUGGCUGAGCUCUUCAGAAAGUACGGCCUGCCACCAGAGCUCUCUGUGAACGUCCUGUCUGUUAAACCCAGUGUCAGUGGAGGGAAGGGAACUUCUUCUUUGGCUGCAGAGCUGGAGCAGAACCGAGGAUAAAGCCUUCAGGACCUGCUGUUAACUCUGAGAAACGUGAGGUCUGUGUUUAACAAGACAGACGAGCAGCUGCUCUGAUUCAGAGCCAACAUAAACACCAGGAGUGUAAAGUUCUGUGUUUCUGAAGGAAACAGAGGAGGUGAGGAGCAGGUCUGGAUGGACACAUGAAGCCUUGUGAAGCUUUCAGACUUUUUCCUUUUCAGAAAAAGAUUUGAAGCUUAAAAACCUGAAAUAUGCAACAUUAGUGACAUCUACAGGUCAGCUGCAGGUACAGCAGCCACACAAUACUUUGAAAUGAUUCACAUUUCUUCUUGUUUCCAGCUCCAAAUCAGAAACUUCAGUUAGUUUUUAUCUGCUGUCUGACGUCAAACAUUUAUUGUCCACAUUUCUUUUUUCUGAAAUUCUAAUUUUCUAAUAAAAUAUUUAAAUAUGU